AUGCUCCGCUGUAGCAAUGGGUUCUUACAGAACCUAGGUGCUGGUGCGCGUUUAGGCAGGCGAUUUCAAACUGAUACAUUAUCGAGACUCGGUGCCUCAUCACAUGCCGGGUUCAGCUUUGCUAGAAGCAACUCAUCUUUCGCUUCGCAAUCACGGCCUCCGCGUGCUCAGUAUGAAGAAAUUUUCGAUUCCAUUGACGGUGCACCAUCCAGAGUUAAAUUGGCCCGCAAUGCACCCAGAACAUCGGUUCGCAAUGCGCGGCUAGGGGACACCCAGAACUUUAACCGCCAUCUAAAAGAAAAACAAAGAAGAGACGUCUCUGGAAAUAAAGAGGAAGUUGAUAUGCUUAUGGAACUUGCCAAAGGAAAAGGCCUUCCUAACGGGGUCAACUCGUCUGUUGUUACUAGAGAACUGCAAUGGUUACAGGAUCCGAAAGAGUUCGGAAUACGAAUUGCUAGACUUUUACAGACAAACAAAGUUCCGUUAGCUGUUGCAAUGAUAAGACGAGCGGAGUCUAUGAAGAUGGAUAUUUCCACAGCUUGGAACAGGCUUUUGGGGCAUUGCUUUGAAAGAGGCGCGCCGCUAGCGGCUUUCCGGUUCUAUAAUGAUAUGAAGAAAAGGGCGCGAGCCCCGACUGCCCAUACAUACACUAUCAUGCUGAGAGGUCUAUGUCGAAAGUCUCUACAAUCUGGCGUGAAGCCGGUCGACCUUGCGUACAAGAUAUAUAGGCAAUUGCUGGAUAAUGACUCGGAGGUCAGACCCAAUCACUUUCAUUAUCAUGCCAUGCUCGAAGUCUGUGGGACAUAUCACGACAUGGAUAUGUUAUGGACUGUUGUUGGAGAUCUUCCUGAGCUUGGUCCCCAUCGGCCUACAGCACAAACAUACACUCUUAUACUGCAAGCUAUUCUUGGCACUCUCGAUCACAGCCUCAAAGAUAUACCCGAGGAUCAAAUGGCGCUGAGAAAAGAGAAACGCGAUACGCUAAUUCUCGAUGCAAAGCGAAUCUGGGCAGAUGUCAUAAACCAGUGGCGCAAGGGCGAGCUGGAGAUUGAUGGACCUCUGGUUGCAAAAAUGGCUUGGGUUCUCAUAGAUCCCAUGGAUGAGACCAAUUCGUACAAUGCCCUUGCAUUGUUCAAACAAACAAUGGGUAUUCCUAUCCUUGUUCCUGACCCCAAAGCUGCGUCAUCGCAAGCCUCCGAACAGGGGGAAUGGGAGGCCAACUUGCGUCUCAAAAAGGGACGAGAAGGGCCUGAAGAGGAAAUAACUUACACAGCCUGGAAACCCUUAAAACCCAAGGACGAAGAGAUGGAGGAGCUAGAAGACGACUUGAUUGUGAAGGAAGAAGGACAGGACACAGAAGAUCUCGUGGAAGAUCUUGGAGAUGUCUUUGACCCUGUGGAGGAAGUCAACAAAGAAGGCGGGCCCUUGUUUGUGAAGCCAGAUAACAUGCAUCUUCACAUUAUUUUAACAGUGUGCCGGAUCUUGACCAAAGGCACGGCCCCAGGGAGGGGUUAUUGGAACCUUUUCACUCUGGACCACAACGGUUAUAACGUCAAACCCGAUCCAGGCAAUUUUUAUGCGUACCUGCGGCUUCUUCGAAUAUCUCGAUCCAGCCAGACUGCUCUUGACGUAGUUCGCCAGCAACUCAUUCCUACGGGCGCACUGGAUGGCAAGGCGCUACAUAUAGCCAUGAGUUGCUGUCUCCGCGAUCGAACCAACCCCAAUGUGCUCCUCAUUGCACAAAGUUUCCUGUCUCUCAUGCAAGAACACCUUCCUUUGCCUGACCCUAGACCACUGAUCAGUUUUAUCGAGCUUGCAAACGUGCUGACCGAAAACCCGCAAUGGCUUCUUGUACUCCGAGGACUAGAGGAAAUUGAUCCUAACGAGACAAAUCUCACCAUCAUGGGCCGCAAUAUGAGAUGGGCACUCCAAAAGAGCGUCAUUGCGAGCCUUGAGCCACAUGUCAACAGACUCUAUGAAUCCAUGGAGAGAGCGCUACAGUCGCCAGUGAAAUUCUACUCCUUGGGGCCUAAUAAGGAUCCAGACGCUGUGAAUGGCCAUCAUGCGCUUCAAUUCAUGGUCAAGUUCCGUGAGCUACUGGACAAAGUGCUUGGAACUCAAUAUGCCAAUGUGAUGACCAAGUCAGAUCGCGCCCGUAUUCAACCGUUGGCGAUUAAACUCAGGAAGUUCUCGAACCCGGAAAUUAUGGCGAAGAUUGAAGAAUCUAUCGUUAUACCUUUCUCAACUUCAAAAUCCAAGCUCGAUAGCUGGUUGCCUGCGGGCCAAACACCACUGCGACAGAACAAGAUGGCGUCACCCUCACAUUAUAGCAUUGAAGAUGAUGACGACCUUCUGGACAACGACCUGAUUGACGCGGAUGAUGCUGCCAUCGAAGCCGACGAUCCCUUAAACACAUCUGACACAACACCUCUACGAGGGAACAUCAAUUCAGACGCAAAUGCAGGCUCUUCCUCAUCACGGAGCGCCGGCGGACUCGGCGGACUAUCCUCAAAUUACCUCACAUCCUCCAUACCGGGCGAAGAUCGUCGCGCGCCGCAAAAUACCAUUGACGAAACUGUAUGGGAAACACUAUCUCGCGAUCUAUUGGCAGUAUGGGAGAAAAUGAGACAGGUCCUUUGGCCCAAGUAUUUGCUUGGCGGUCUUUUGGUGCGCAGUGGUGGUGGCAUUGGAGGUGCUGCGGAGCGAGGAGAGGCAUCGACUGGCGCUGCUGGAUUUGGUCGGAAUUUGCGCGGUUUGGUGGGAAGAUGGCCUGAUGCCGAUGUUGUGCUUCAGAGUGGAAUGAGUGAGGGCUUGCGGGAUUGGGAUUUAUGGGGCCCUCUUAUCUUCUGCUUACUUCUUAGCAUGUUCCUUUCCAUGCGAGCUCAUGACGAACAAGCGUCCCUUGUCUUCUCGGGUGUUUUUUCUAUCGUCUGGAUUGGAGAGGCCAUUGUCACUUUGCAAAUCAAGCUGCUUGGAGGGAAUAUCUCAUUCUUCCAAUCCGUGUGCAUCAUCGGAUACACCUUGUUCCCUCUAGUCAUUGCUGCACUCUUGAGUGCAUUGGGUCUACCGAUGAUUGUGCGAAUUCCAGUUUAUCUCGUCCUGAUCGCUUGGUCUCUUGCCGCCGGAGUCAGUAUCCUUGGUGGCUCGGGUGUGCUUCGCAAUCGCGUGGGUAUCGCUGUUUACCCAUUGCUCGUCUUUUACGUUUCGAUCGGCUGCCUCUGCUUUAUUAGUUAG
This is a messenger RNA of Talaromyces amestolkiae, 3234 nucleotides long. RefSeq lists its product as uncharacterized. The transcript has 6 exons. NCBI's taxonomy places the organism in Eukaryota, Fungi, Ascomycota, Eurotiomycetes, Eurotiales, Trichocomaceae. Gene Ontology annotation, biological process: endoplasmic reticulum to Golgi vesicle-mediated transport. Gene Ontology annotation, molecular function: protein binding. Gene Ontology annotation, cellular component: trans-Golgi network; membrane. The coding region runs from base 1 to 3234 and encodes 1077 amino acids. The record is from RefSeq and is a predicted model, not a curated record.